Messenger RNA from Danio aesculapii, 6244 nucleotides. It is a transcript of the gene slc12a2, whose product is annotated as solute carrier family 12 member 2. The record is from RefSeq and is a predicted model, not a curated record. Gene Ontology annotation, cellular component: membrane. Bases 372 to 3410 code for a protein of 1012 amino acids. Gene Ontology annotation, molecular function: ammonium channel activity; sodium:potassium:chloride symporter activity. The transcript is spliced from 23 exons. NCBI's taxonomy places the organism in Eukaryota, Metazoa, Chordata, Actinopteri, Cypriniformes, Danionidae. Gene Ontology annotation, biological process: potassium ion import across plasma membrane; chloride transmembrane transport; sodium ion homeostasis.
AAAGCAGCAAGACUGGCGGGCACGAGAGGAGGAGUUGCGGCAAGGUCGCGCAGCAUCACGGCGCAAUUUAGCCAAGGAAAGCUCGAUUCAUAGAGAUUAUCUGGGUCUGUAUAGUCCUUGCGAGAGCACACACCGGGCUGUGCGUUGGAUGUUUCACUGAGCGUGUUCAACUUGUCAGGAGUUGUUGACUGGACGUGCUGCUGUUCUCCAUUUGCAUCCGCAUGUGCGCGUCGCGCUGCGGGUUCAGAGAGAAGCGCGGCGCGUUAUUUUAGUCUUCCUGCAGCAUCAGUGACUACGCUCAGUCACAUCCAUUGGCUCGUUUGCACUUUUAUCGGACAGUAUCAGCUUUGGGAAGGGUUUUUUGACUCACCAUGUCGGCGUCACCUCCACCCUCUGUCUCCCCGGGCGAAUAUCUCUCUGCGCCCGAACCUGACGCGCUCAAACCUGCCGGUCCGACUCCGAGCCAGAGCCGCUUCCAGGUGGAUCUGGUGACAGAGUCCGCAGGGGACUGUGGAACCACUGUCGGCUACGACUCAUCCCCACCCGAGUACGUUGCCGAGCCGCCGCCCGACGGGCUCCGGGAUUCUGUGUCUGGCGGCGAGGAAGCCAAGGGCCGGUUUCGGGUUGUGAACUUUGCGGCCUCAAGUCCGGACGCCGCGCCGGCGGAAACCGCGCAGAACGGGGACACGGUGAUGAGCGAGGGCAGUUUGCACUCCUCCACCGGCGGCCAGCAGCACCAUCACUACGACACCCACACCAACACCUACUACCUCCGUACGUUCGGACACAACACCAUCGACGCCGUGCCCAAGAUCGACUUCUACCGGCAAACCGCCGCUCCGCUGGGCGAGAAACUCAUUAGACCCACCCUCUCAGAACUGCACGACGAGCUGGACAAGGAGCCAUUUGAGGAUGGGUUUGCUAACGGUGAGGAGUUGACCCCUGCCGAGGAGUCUGCAGCUAAAGAUGUAUCAGAGUCUAAAGGAGUGGUGAAGUUUGGAUGGAUCAAGGGUGUGCUGGUGCGCUGCAUGUUAAACAUAUGGGGUGUGAUGCUCUUCAUUCGAAUGACAUGGAUCGUGGGCCAGGCUGGAAUUGCAUAUUCCUGUAUAAUUGUUAUUAUGGCAACUGUUGUGACAACCAUCACGGGCUGCUCGACUUCUGCGAUUGCAACUAAUGGCUUUGUACGAGGAGGUGGAGCAUAUUACUUAAUAUCUCGAAGUCUGGGUCCAGAGUUUGGCGGCUCCAUUGGUCUAAUUUUUGCCUUUGCCAAUGCUGUUGCUGUAGCCAUGUAUGUUGUGGGUUUUGCCGAAACUGUUGUUGAGCUACUCAUGGAUUCUGGUCUAUUAAUGAUCGAUCAAACAAAUGACAUCAGAGUCAUUGGUACCAUUACAGUCAUUCUGCUUCUCGGCAUUUCAGUUGCUGGAAUGGAGUGGGAAGCCAAGGCCCAGAUAUUCCUAUUGGUCAUAUUGAUUACUGCCAUUUUCAACUACUUCAUUGGGUCCUUCAUUGCGGUUGACUUAAAGAAGAAAUUUGGCUUCUUUAGUUAUGAUGCUGGCAUCUUGGCGGAAAAUUUUGGUCCAGACUUUCGAGGACAGACGUUUUUCUCAGUUUUUUCCAUCUUCUUCCCAGCAGCCACAGGAAUUUUGGCUGGUGCCAACAUCUCGGGAGAUCUAGCAGACCCUCAAAUGGCCAUCCCAAAAGGAACACUUUUGGCUAUUCUCAUAACUGGCCUUGUGUACGUGGGUGUGGCCAUUUCUGCAGGUGCUUGCAUCGUGCGUGAUGCUACAGGAAUUGAAAGUAACUUUACUCUCAUUUCAAACUGUACUGAUGCAGCCUGUAAGUAUGGCUAUGACUUCAGUUCCUGCAGACCUACGGUUGAAGGAGAAGUAUCUUCUUGCAAGUUCGGUCUUCACAAUGAUUUCCAGGUUAUGAGCGUGGUGUCAGGCUUCAGUCCUCUCAUCAGUGCUGGGAUUUUCUCUGCCACACUCUCCUCUGCCCUGGCAUCUCUUGUCAGUGCCCCAAAAGUGUUUCAGGCUUUAUGCAAAGACAAUAUCUAUCCUGGAAUUGCAAUUUUUGGAAAGGGCUACGGCAAGAACAACGAGCCCCUGCGAGGAUAUUUUCUUACCUUUGGCAUUGCGUUAGCUUUCAUUCUAAUUGCGGAGUUGAACGUCAUCGCCCCGAUCAUUUCCAACUUUUUCCUGGCAUCAUACGCUCUCAUCAACUUCUCUGUGUUUCACGCUUCACUGGCCAAUUCCCCUGGAUGGAGGCCAAGCUUCAAGUACUACAACAUGUGGGUGUCUCUGGCCGGGGCAAUCCUAUGUUGUGUUGUCAUGUUUAUCAUCAAUUGGUGGGCAGCGCUUUUGACCAACGUCAUUGUCUUAUCCCUUUACAUCUACGUCAGCUACAAAAAACCAGAUGUGAAUUGGGGUUCGUCAACUCAAGCGCUGACGUAUCAUCAGGCCUUAACACACAGUUUACAGCUGUGCGGAGUAGCUGACCACAUUAAAACCUUCAGGCCACAGUGUCUGGUUAUGACUGGGGCUCCAAACUCACGUCCAGCUAUUCUUCAUCUGGUUCAUGCCUUCACCAAAAAUGUGGGGCUAAUGUUAUGUGGGCAUGUGCGCAUUCUGACGCAUAUGUUUCCUAUUGCAGCAUUAGCAGACUUUAACCCUCUUGUGUUUUUUUCAAAAUGUUAUCCAGAUGAGGAUGAUGAUGGCAAAGCCCACACUCAGCCGCUGUUGAAGAAAGAUAAAAAGAGCCCGACAGUUCCUCUAAAUGUAGCUGAUCAAAGGUUGUUGGAUGCCAGUCAACAGUUUCAGCAGAAACAGGGGAAGGGGACAGUGGAUGUUUGGUGGCUCUUUGAUGACGGGGGUCUGACUCUACUGAUCCCCUAUCUUAUCGCCAACAAGAAGAAAUGGAAGGACUGUAAGAUUCGUGUGUUCAUCGGUGGGAAGAUCAACAGAAUAGACCAUGAUCGCAGAGCCAUGGCCACAUUGCUCAGCAAGUUCAGGAUCGAUUUCUCUGACAUCACAGUCCUUGGCGACAUCAACACAAAGCCAAAGUCUGAGGGUUUGACAGAGUUUGCUCAAAUGAUCGAGCCAUAUAAACUGAGAGAAGAUGACAUGGAGCAGGAAGCUGCUGAGAAGCUGAAGAGCGAAGAACCCUGGAGGAUCACAGACAAUGAGCUGGAGCUCUACAAAGCCAAGGGUAACCGUCAGAUUAGACUGAAUGAGCUGUUGAAGGAGCACUCAAGCACAGCCAACCUCAUUGUCAUGAGUAUGCCGCUGGCCAGGAAAGGAGCCGUCUCCAGUGCCCUUUAUAUGGCCUGGCUAGACACACUAUCCAAAGACCUGCCGCCCAUCCUCUUAGUGCGCGGGAACCAUCAGAGCGUUCUCACGUUCUACUCCUAAAGAGCUCAGACACAACUGCCCCCACGAGCACACAUGUAACGAGUACAGCACCUCUGACUGAUAAUGAUGAUGAAGGUUUUAAAGAUGCUGAUAGACAUUUCUCAACAAAGCUGAAACAAAAGGAUGUUCCAGAGUGGUUCUUUUCUUCCACGCCUCAGACGUAAAACGGGAAAGAUCAUGGCUUGGUGGUUUCUAUAGUCUUCAGCUCAAAGGUUUUAGAGCACACAUUGUUACACUGAUUGUUAUCAUUAUUAUGACUGUCACAACUUUUUGAGUUGUGGAUAUAUUUUUUUUCUCUUUCUUUUAAAUUUGCUCUUUAUGAAGCAAUAAUCACCUCAUUUCUUAUUUUCUCAAUUUGAAGAAAAGCGUAAUUCUUUGCAACACUUUUUAUAGCCUUGUGGAUGUGCCUUCCUGUGCAAUCAGAUUAAAAUCUUAAACUUUCCCUGACUGAUGAUUUAUAAAGAACUAGAUUUAGGCUGCUUGUUUUUAUUGGGUUUUAAAUGUAAAUCGAUCUUGAUUUGAUCACAUUUUAACGCAAGUGGACCAAGGUUCCGCUGCACCGUCUUUGACGAUACUCUUUCGCUUUUUUGUAGAGUUUUACGUCUUCCUUUUAGCAUUAAAUGAGUUGGAGUUUUAGUGCAGUGCCCCCUCCAUGUUGUUGCUGUUGCGAUGGUCAACCUGAACUACGAGGUGAUUACAAUCAUCUUUCAAGUAGUCUAAUGUAAAAAGUCAGAUCUUUAACAAAACUAUAUUAGUUUUUCUUUGUGUGCAGUUAAACGGUUUUUGGUUUGACGAUGAAAAAAGCGGCUGAUGUGUGCUGUCUGAAGGAAGAGGCAUCAGGUCAUUUCAAAAUAACAAUAAGCCAAAUAAGAGCAAAGCCCUGGAAUCACAAAUCCUGCUACAGAGGAGAUCUUUGCCUUAACAGAUGAUAAUAGUAAUUGUUGUUUUUACUGUUUUCAAGCCAUACUGGCUAGUUUAUUGACUAGUAUGCGAAUGCAGAUCAGAAGAGGGAGAUUGAGAGAUAGAAAAUAGAUGGACGGAUGACUGAGCUAGAAUGUAAUUUUGAACACCACCCCAUUAGUCUCCAAAAAGCUCAUCUUUUUUUUUUGACAUCUAAAGGAGUCUGGAAUUAAAUUCUAUUAAAAACUCUUGUUUUCAGUUUAAAUGCCACAUUUCAACUUUACAUUGACGGUUAUACCGUUACAGUAACCAACCAAAGCUGGUCUUCCCUCACUUUCAUAGUGUUUUUUGGUCAGUGCAUUUCUGCAGUUAAAGGCCUUAAUGGAGAUGAAGUGUUAUUUGAAGCUGUAAGAAUGUUUUCAGCGUUGAAUAAAACUGAUUUGUUCUUCUAUGCAGAUGGACUGCGUGCGACUCUUUGAAAUCGUGUAAUCUAAACUCAGGAUUGAGUGCCGGGUUCAUCUUAAACGUCGGAGAUUCUGUCAGUUGUUUUUGUUUUUUUCAGAUAUCUGGACAGCCAUUGAGAAAACUGAUCCGUAUUUCAGUUUCUCCUGUUCCUGAAUGUUUGUCCAAUCGAUUCUUGUGAAUGAAUGCUGGGAUGUGACCAAAUGUUUGUCGAAUGGCCCAUCAUGCCUUAGUUUAAAGUGGUUACUAACUGAAGUGUUGGUCGGUUAGCAACAUGGGUAACUGUUUGCGCAUCCACCACAUUAGCUCUUUUGCGUUUGUCACUCUUUGGUUUCCAACACUACUUUCGUUUCCAGGCUCAGUGUGUGUUGUGCUGUUGCAGGUUCUCUGUGCGUCGGAUUCACAAGCCCUGCCGUUUGUCCAAUUGAGAAAUGUGACAGUUAGAAUGAAUAUAUUCAUAUUUAUAGUUCUCAGUAUAAACUAGUAUUUAAAAGUACUUAAAUGUGUGUGCGCCGCAUGUGUUUUGGUUUGAAGUGGGUGAAGUUAGUGAAGCUGACGGUACAAUCUUACUCGUUGAAAAUCUGUUCUGUGUUUGUACGUUGGUGUGGCUGUACAGCACUCAUUCACCCAAAUCACCAGUUCAACUAAUACCCGUCAUCUUGAUUUGGUAAAGACGCUUGUGUGUAUAUAUAAUGUUUAGAGAUUGUUGGGAGAAAGUGUCACAAUCAUAUAUUGCGUGUUUCUCACUGAUGUAGAAAUGCAUCUAGUUGCAGCUGUAGGUUUCCAUAACAUGAGGUGCUUUAAAAGUGCCUCUUAAAGGUUCCACUGGUGUUUCCUCUAGACGACCACUUGUUUUUCUUUUUUUCUUACUUUACCCUUGGCAUGUGAUAGCAUUUUUCACCUUGCAGAGUGUGUUGCCAAAGUCUCAUUUGCAUAUUGCUACAUGUGAAAAAUGAGUUAACACAUCAAGGUCAAGAAGUUCCAGAUAAAGUAGUUCACACUAUACUUCCUUACUAACUUGUGUAUAUAUAUUUUAACCUAACCGGAUUAAUCAAAGGAGUGGAUUAAUGCAAAUUAAAAUGGUGAAAAAUAUUUAUUUAAUUAUAUAUUCUUUGUUUCUCUCUUUUCCAACCCCUCUUAUGUUACAGUAGUUUCAAAAUGUGAACUUUAUUAUUAUUAAUUGUUUGUUUGGAUUUAGUCAGCAAAAUCUCAUCUUUGGUCUCUUUCUCAAUGUUUGGUCACAUUUCUAUCUUUUAUAUGCCUUUUAAUGAAACACUCUGUUGACCAGUGGUUUGAGUUUUCUGCUAAACCAUGAGGGUAGAUCUGAUCGAUUGCGCUGGAACUGUAAUGUUUUGAUAUACUGUACUGUUAUUGUCACAUAUAUGCUUUUUUCUAACAUUUUAACGGUUAAGGGUAUCGAUGCUUUGUACAUCCUUAUUGCAAUAUAUAAAAAUAAACUGAAAAGAAAAUCA